This is a messenger RNA of Symbiodinium sp. CCMP2456, 5211 nucleotides long. NCBI's taxonomy places the organism in Eukaryota, Dinophyceae, Suessiales, Symbiodiniaceae. The record is from the annotation of a GenBank genome assembly.
AUGGACUGGGACUUGCAUGAGGAUGCCAUCGGCCUGGACCGCUUCAAGCCAUGGGACAGGCUCAAGGCCAAACCAAGGGAGCCAUCGGAGGACUCGUCCGUGGCGACGCCCCUGGCGCUUGCUGUGGACGAGCUCGAUCUCCGACACAAGAAAGCCCCACACCUCGGGCCGGGCCCGGCAGCCCGUCCUUCUGAGCGGGCGGUACAGGAAGCGCCCGGCGCCUCGCCACCUUCCUCGGAUCGGACGCUUCGAAGCUUGGUGCGGGAAGCUUGCGUGUCCUUGCGGCGGCCGGUGAGUGAGGCCGACAAGCUCGUGGCACGCCUGCACCGGGAGUGGUUGGAGACCCCCAAACAGCUCCUGACCUUGGGCUCGGAGGGCUGGGCGCGCCUGGCCCUGCCCGUCGGCUUGGAGUCCGAGCUGCAGAAACGCCUCGGCCUAAGCCGAGGUGCCUGGAUCGAGCGGGCGGCCCCAGGGGACAAAGAUGCCUCGAAGUCCGCGAAGCAAACGCCCACGGCCAUAAAGGAACGCCCAGGCUCAGAUCUGCUACUCGCGCUGCGUCGCCACUGCGGCGAUGCUUGGGCUUCCCACCUGCUUUCCGCCUUGGGCCUCCAGCACCGGGAGACUGUCGAUGCCAACCGCCUCCAAUCGGCACUGCGAGUGCUCGGCGUGCCGAGCUUCAGCACGGCUCAGGUUGCCUCGGCCGUUCGAAGGGCGGCGAAGGGGGCAGAAGCCCGGGGACCUCCCUCGGCCGACGCCGUGGUCGCUGCAAUCCACGGGCCGCUGCGGGGGCCGCGGGCGCAGGAGGUCUCGAACGUCUUCUUCGACCUCGGAGGAGACAUCCGUGGAACCCUCGCGGUCCAGGCGCUGCGCAGGCGCCUUGCUGCCAGGGAGCUGCCUGCAGUAAAGGCCGGACACGUUUCCGCUGAUGAGGCAUUUCGCGAAUUCCUGCGUCGCUGGGGCUCCAAGAAGGACGUGGAUCAAGAGAGCUUCUCGUCGGCUCACGUGGUCCUCUCGGCCCUCUAUCGUGGAGACGAAGCCGGUUUUGGGCGACUGCUCAGGAGGAUCUGGCGCCUUCCUCAGGCACCCGAGCAGGAGGUAGAGCCUGCAAAGCCGUCCAGGCCCCAGCCCACCAGGCAACUGCAGGUGCCGGAGGACCCCUUGCCAAGACACCAGCCAUCAUCACGAAGACGCAUGGACCGCAUGGCAGCCAUCACAGAGUCCAUCCGGUGCUCAGAAGUGUCCACGUCGCUACGCGCCGCUGGCUCAAGCCCUUUGCCGAGAGCAAAGGCAUCCGACAAUGCAGACCCGAUAGGGAACUCCGGGAUGGUGGCUGUCAGAGGCCCAAUCAUCCUGCUUGGCUUCGUCCUCGUCGUCGGAGCCAAUGCAUUCAAGCUGCAAGUGCACGGAAGUCCAGGCGCCAGCUCCGCUGGCAAGGGAGCGAACAUCUCCUUGCUGUCCCAGCCGCAGUCAAACAGAACCGGGUCGCCAGCAAACGCCAGCAUCUCCAGUGGGGGUGAGGAGGUGAAGCGCCGCCAGAUUGUCAGUGAGGGUCGGCCCGAGCCCGGGAAGAAGGGCCAACACCCGACAAACGGAACGCAGAACGCCACGAGCCAGGAAGGCGGAAGCUUCGGCUUCGACGUCUCCAAGAUGUCAGUGUCCGAGUUCUGGGAGCCGUACAUGUGGGUUGUGGCAGCCAUCGUGGCCGUCUUCGCCGUGAGCUUUGAACUGUGCCAUCGCCGGCUGGCAGAUGUGGACCUGACCGCAACGCCCGAUUGCGGAGCCGAGCAUCACGAGCACCAGAUGCUGCACUUAUUCAACGGGAUUUUGCCUCUUGUGAGGCCUUUCUACUUCGGCCACGAACGGCGGACAGCCUGGACCUACUUGGCGGCUAUCUCCGUGUUGGGUGUGAUUGACCUGAUACUGGGACUCGUCAUUAUGGUUUGGUCCAAAGAGUUUUGGGACACCAUCGAAAAGAAGAACAUCUCGCGCUUCUUCCCGCUGAUUCUGGAUCUCUGCCUCUUGGCUUUCUCCAAAAUUAUUCUUUCCACCUACGGCCAGUACAUCGGCUUGAUGCUUUCCAUUCGCUGGCGACGUUCCAUGACGCAAUGGUUGCUGACGCAGUGGUUGAAGGAUAAGUGCUUUUACGCGAUGCAGCUCGAUGGCAAAGGUGACGUUCCAGACAACCCGGAUCAGCGAAUCCAGGAGGACGCGCGCCUCUUUGUGGAGCAGACGAUGUCGCUGGGCACAGGCUUCGUUACCGCCGCCACGCAUCUCUUGUCUAGGUUGCCCAUGCUUCUGUUGCUUUCGCCAAGCUACGCGUUCGGAUGGUUCUACUGCCCCGGCUGGCUGCUUUACGUAACGCUUCUCUACUCCGGAGUGGGAGCCAUUGUGGCCCACUUUGUGGGGCAGAAGCUGAUCAUGAUCAAUUUCGGCCUGCAAAAGUACGAGGCGGGCUUUCGCUACGACAUCGUGCAAAUCCGCGAUAAUGCUGAGAGCAUUGCUCUCUACGGCUCGGAACCCUGCGAGGAGGAGCGAUUACAAGCAAAGUUCGCAUGGAUCGAACGAGUGUGGUGGAUGAUGAUGUGCUACACGAAGCGCCUGGGUUUCUUUGUGUCGUUUUACUACCAAACCUCCAGCAUCUUUCCCUACCUGGUCCUGGCUCCGAACUAUUUUCGGGGUCAAAUCACGCUGGGAACCAUGUUCAUGCUCUUCGACGUGCUUUGGGCCGUGAAGGCCGGCUUUGAUUGGUUCCUGGGGAGUUACUCCGAGCUGACAGGCUAUCGAGCGACUGUGGAUCGGCUUUCGAACUUCACCCAGGCUAUGGAGAGGAGAGAGAAUGCCAAGUGCAAAGUCAAGCGGCUGCCGGCUGGAGACAACGACGCUGCCGUUGUAAGCGGCCUCAACGUCCAGCUUCCGGCCAAAGUCGAUCAGCGCCAGUUGUGGAAAGAUGCCAACCUGGAAGUAAAGCCAGGCCAGUUCGUGCUGCUGUCGGCGCCAGAGGGAACUGGAAAGAGUUGCUUCUUCCGCGCGAUGGCAGGAAUUUGGCCUCAUGCAAGUGGAGAGGUGUAUCUGCCGGCGAAGACCCUCUUCCUGCCACAGAAGUCCUACAUUCCGCAGGGCACGCUGAAGCAGGCUGUAGCCUACCCCUCCGGUGCCACCGAGUUCACCGAUGCAGAGGUGCAGGCUGUUCUGGAGGCCGUGCGGCUCACAACCUUGGAAGGUCGUCAGCUCCAUGACGAGGCCAACUGGGCAAUGCUGCUCUCUGGCGGUGAGCAGCAGCGAUUGGCCAUCGCUCGUGUCUUGCUACGCAAGCCGGAGGCCCUGUUCUUGGACGAGGCGACGAGUGCCCUGGGCGCUGAGGGUGCUCUGGAGGUCUUCCAGCUGCUUCGGCAGCCGAAGAGCCUUCCAGCAGGUGCAGUCGUAGUGACUGUGAGCCAUGACGUCGAGCUGUUGAAGCCCAUUCACGAUGCACACUACACCUACGACACCGUGCCAGUGCCUUGCUGGACCGGAUUCGUGGCGCGCUACGGUCCCGAGGGCCUGGAGCCGUACAGCUGCUUUGCCAGAGGUUCCAAGUGGCGGAGCAAGGGCAGCGUGCCAUCCGAGCCAAGGAGCUGCGACAAGGACUCAGCCAGGUCGGGGUCGGGGCAAGCGAAGAAGACGUUGUCGAGCUGCUCCGCAGCAUGGACGUCGAUGGCCAAGGGACGGUUGACCUGGAUGACUGGCUGCGUGUUCUUCGGGGACCACUCAGCCCAGCUCGAGCUGGUGUGGUGCGCGAGGCAUUGGUGGCAGAUUAGCCUCUAUUGUAGUGUUGCUAAGCCAACUUGUAUUGUGCACAGAAGCCGGGUGAACGAGUGGAGCCACGAGUUGAUCUCGCAACAGUUUGGCUCAAAGCAAACUAGUUCGCUUCUUAUGACGGGUCAUGAGGAUGGAGCCCUCUCUCUGCCACCAACCGGUGCGAUGACAUCAAGCGAAGGCAAGGAGGGAACCACCAAGGGCUUCAAGCUCGUUGUCGAAGCGAAGAAGUUCGAUGAUGGCUCUGGUUCAGAUUCUGAAAGUAGCAGUGGAGCCAGUGCUAAAUCCGGCAGUAGCUUGUUGUCAAGGAGAUCCCAGUCCAGCAUGUAUAAGUCCGGGCUGAGCAUCUCCGCGAAAGACAAAGUGGGAGAUACUCGCAGCUAUCGUGAGUUGCUGGAAAGCAAGGGUUACAAGAUCAGAGGCGUCAUCGGUCGCGGCCAGAACAGCGGCUUUUUGGUUCAUUCCGCCAUUCGGGAAGACCAGGAAUAUGCAGUGAAGGUUUCCAUUGAGACGGGCCAGGAAGGCACGAAUGGCGAUGCCAUCCGCAAGGAAUUCCAAAUUUUGAAGCGACUUCAGCACGAGAGAAUUGUCAAGGCAUAUGCUCUCGAAGAUGAACUCGACGAAGGUGUCAAGGGAGUUGCCAUGAUCCUGGAGCUAUGUCACGGUAGCACGCUGAAUCGGUGGCUGCCCUGGCACGACAAGAGUACCACGGCUCUGGACGUGGCCUGCCGACGGCAGUGUUUGACACAGAUCGCUUCUGCAAUUGCUUACCUGCAUUCAGUUGGGAUCGCCCACCGUGACCUCCAUUCGAAGAAUGUGGUCGUGCACGUCAGUCAGAUCAACGGUAGAUACGAAAGCGAGUCAGUGCAAGUGAAGGUCAUCGACUUAGGAAGUGUCAAGUUGGACGGCCGCUUGAAUCCUACCGGUAAGCUAGGUAGUUCCGACCGGAUCUCCGUCAGAGGAAUCAUCUCGGAAGCUUCGUCUGCCACCAUCUGGACGGAAGGUCGGCCAGCCCAGACUGAGCUCGCAGCGGCUGGAUGCGCAAAGGCUUUUGCCAGCCUCUGCGACCGGGAGGGCUUGGUGGACUUGCGCGCCCUCCGUGCUCGCUUCAAUGCCUCAAAGCAUCCGGACGUCCAGGCAGGACUCAGGAGCCAGAAGGAGGUGACUGUGGAGCUCAUGUCCGAACUUGGCCACGGUGGGCCACGGAUCUCUCUUGGGGACUUCGCCAGGCAUUACGAGACCAUCUCGGCCGGGAUUCAGGAUGACCAGUACUUCGGACACAUUGUGCGCGGUGUUUGGGGUUUGCCACAGAGUGCCGCCAACGACAUGGCAGCGAAUGCGCACCGCUGUUACGAAGGUCACAUCAUCACUACCGAGGGAGGUUUAUGUGGGCCAUAUGCGCCUGGCGUCUGCUGA